This is a messenger RNA of Exophiala viscosa, 681 nucleotides long. RefSeq names its product Fcf2 pre-rRNA processing-domain-containing protein. The transcript is spliced from 3 exons. The coding region runs from base 1 to 681 and encodes 226 amino acids. Gene Ontology annotation, cellular component: nucleolus. NCBI's taxonomy places the organism in Eukaryota, Fungi, Ascomycota, Eurotiomycetes, Chaetothyriales, Herpotrichiellaceae. Gene Ontology annotation, molecular function: RNA binding. Gene Ontology annotation, biological process: RNA processing. The record is from RefSeq and is a predicted model, not a curated record.
AUGGCCGGACUUGUCCUUUCUGAUGCUGAGAUCGACCGUCUCCUCGAUGAGGCUGAGAACAGGCUGAGAGACAAGGCUGCCACUGUAACCACAUCAAGCGCAGACACAAUUAGUGUUGAUGCUGAAGGGGAUGCUAAACCAAGGAAGCCCCUUCCUAAACUACAGCAUUUUGCCAAAGCGGCCUACAUCAAAGACAACCAAGGUGUUGCGCAGACGAAUCCGCAAGCCAUCGUGGGAAAGAAUGGGAACCUUUUGGCGCGUGCAGAGUUGAAAUCUGUCAUACCGCAGGGAAGAUCGAAGAAAACUAACCAUCAGGUUUCUGCCGGUCCCGAUUGGUUCGACCUGCCCAAAACCAACCUAACUCCUCAAUUGAAGCGCGACCUCCAACUCAUCGAGAUGCGAUCGGUCCUCGAUCCACACAGGCAUUACAAAAAGAACAAUCGCAAAGGAAAAAUCCCAACGUUCUCGCAGACAGGCACUGUCAUCGAAGGGCCAACGGAGUUUUACAGUGCCCGGAUCAACAAACGAGACCGGGCCAACAAUUUCGUGGAGGAGGCGAUGGCAACCGAGAAGGAGACCGGCCGCUUCAAGCGCAAGUAUGCGGAAAUCCAAGAAGCGAAGACCAGCGGCAAGAAGGCGCAUUACAAGAAACUCAUGGCAAAGAGGAAGAAGCGGCCUUGA